Messenger RNA from Mercurialis annua (annual mercury), 1144 nucleotides. Its product is annotated as protein CHLORORESPIRATORY REDUCTION 6, chloroplastic. Gene Ontology annotation, cellular component: chloroplast. The transcript is spliced from 4 exons. NCBI's taxonomy places the organism in Eukaryota, Viridiplantae, Streptophyta, Magnoliopsida, Malpighiales, Euphorbiaceae. The record is from RefSeq and is a predicted model, not a curated record. Bases 67 to 795 code for a protein of 242 amino acids. Gene Ontology annotation, biological process: NAD(P)H dehydrogenase complex assembly.
AAUCCAAAAAAAAGCAAAUGGCCACAAAAGAGUAACAGAUAAACCAUACAACACAGAUUGCCUGCCAUGGCUGCUACUAUAAUUAAAACUUUAACUCCACAUUUUGUUUCACCAAAACAGAUUCUACUCUCAAAUUAUCGGAAGCCCAUUUCAGAUUCAGUUUCAUACUUUGGUAGAGCGCAAGGACAAGUUUCAGUUUCUGUUUCUUUCAAUCCGUCGGGCAAUUUUGACGUUUCUUUAUUUGAUGAUGAAGAAGAUUCACCAACUAUGGAGCCUCCAAUGCCUCCAACUCAGGGUAGAUUGGAUGUUGUUAUUGAUAAUGAUGUUAUUCGUAAUCUCGAUUUAUCCCCAUUUAACAAUGCAACCGGAAUUACUUCACCCGCAUCAGCCGAGCCUAAAGAUUAUCUUGAACGAACAAUCGGAUUUACCAUAAAUUACACGAGAGAAGAUCCCCGUGAUCCUCGAGAAUUAUCGGAAUUCCCUGAUAUAAGGCUUUGGUUCGUGAGGCUUGAUGCUAUGUAUCCUUGGUUGCCGGUAUUGUUAGAUUGGAGAGCAGGGGAGCUUGCUCGUUACGCAGCCAUGUUAGUACCUCACCAGAUGAAUAUGAAAAUGGGAAUCGUAUUUAAUCCUGAGGCAGUGGAAUUGUUUAUAAUGAAGAAAGUGUUCAUAGUGUAUAAUUGGUUGAAGCAGAAUAAUAUUCCAAAGGCUAGAUUAAAAACUAGUGACAUGGCUAGGAUGCUUGGAUUUGGGAUUGGAGAUGAACUUUUUGACUUGAUUGAUUCGAGAGCUGAGUGAAGCCGAUCCGAGUUAGCGCGUAAAGAUAUCAUAUUCUGAUGAUUGAUGAGUGUGAAUUGAAAUUAAUUUAGAGAAGGAGCUGCAAGCAAAAUGUUUCAUGUCAAGACUCUGAGAAGCUGCAUUGAAAGGUUUUUCUGAAGAAAAUUCAGUAGACUUCAGAGCCAAAUUGUGCUUCAAUAUAAUUAGCAAGUUUAAAAUUAUGCUUUCUAAUAUCCAUAUUUUACUGAUCAAAACACAUUAAUACCAUAAUAAAAUAUUAAUAUUGGCAUGAACAUAGAAACUAAUAAAAUUGCAUAAUGUAAUGUCAGUUAUCCUUGCUUCAUUAAUGUUAAAAUUAUUUUGUUUAUUA